ACGGCGAAUUUCGAGUCGACGAAGGAGAGAAUGCGGCGGAGGAGAUGGUCGGGGAGUUCGCUGAGCCUAUCCUUGAUCUUCCGAGCUUUCUUUCUGCGUUUACAUGUACAAAAUGGCGAGAGAAACAAACUUUCAGUGGUUCGGGAGGGAAUUGGCUAGGAAGAACGGUACUGGGUAUUUAGCCCACCUAUUGUGUGGGCCGUUUUAAACGCAGGGAGCCCAAAAAAGAUGAUAAAGAAAGGGAGGGGAAAAAGCCCAAAAGAAAGCAGGAGAGACUAGAAAGUUAGCGAGCGUGUUUCUCUCCGCCGUCGGCAAUUUCCAAUUGUCAGUUGUCCCCUGCUCACCGCCGCUAGCUGCUCCACCGUCACCGUUGCUAUCUCGCUCCGUCGCCACCCGCGCUGUUGCGGCUCUUCCUAGAGAGCGGGAAAUAGAGAGAGAGAGAGUCUGGGAUCGAAAUUCUGAUUGAACGCAUUUUCUGCGACCAUCGCCGGUUUCAUCCUGGCCGCCAUUUGUUUGUUGGCCGUAGCUCCUCCGGAAGAAGGAGGUUCAGGAGCAGAGUGAAUCAAUAUGCGAGCUAGUCCAAUCUGUAUCAGUCGGACAUUUAAGGCUUCUGGCUGGAGUUGGAGUACAUGAGAGAUAGAAGAUGCUUAGUAGAAUUCCCAAUUGUUGCUUCUGUACUGCUGCAACAGCACAUCCAUGGCUCUUUGUGGGCCUAGGCAAUCCUGGCGAGAAAUUCAAAGAAACUCGUCACAAUGUAGGAUUUCAAAUGAUUGAUGCAUUCGCAGAGUCACAAGAACUUCCAAUGAACAGAGUGCACUGCAAAGCUUUGUUUGGAGAAGGUUAUGUUUUGGAAGCACCUGUUUUACUUGCAAAGCCUCAAACUUAUAUGAACCUGAGUGGUGAAUCUGUUGGACCUCUUGCAGCUUAUUACAAACUUCCUCUUAACAGAGUUGUAGUGUUAUAUGAUGACAUGGACUUGCCUUGUGGGGUGCUUCGACUUCAACCAAAGGGAGGUCAUUUUAGCCACAACGGGUAUGGACUAUGGAGUAUGGACAACUGUAGUCUACUGUUGGCUUAAUCAUGGGAGAGGCAUGGUCUACUAGAUUUCUAUAAGAUAUUUCUCAUUGUUUGAAGAGUGUGAUUUAUCAUUUCCGAGGCAACAGAGAAUUUGCUCGGCUCAGAAUAGGAAUUGGGAGACCCCCUGGUCAAAUGGACCCGAAGGCUUUCUUGCUACAGAGGUUCAAUGCCACAGCUCAAGGGCGAAUUGAUGCAGCUUUGCCGGAAGGUGUCGCUGCAUUGAAGUCGGUCUUAUCAAAAGGCUUAACUGAGACCGCAAGAUUGUUCAACCAACAACAAAAGUACAAGCACAUUAGACUGCAAACCCUCCCGACAUGACAAGCUCCUCCCCUUAGGAGCAUUCAAAAGGACAUGACAAGGGUUACUUCCUUGGUCUUCAAGAAAUAUCAUGCUUUGAUCUCCUAGACUGAUUCAUUAGUUUAUCAGCACAUAACCCUUGACGAUCUGGCAGAAAGGCCAGAGGAAUUGUGAAUACCGAGGAUAAAAAUAUGUUAACCCCAUCUUAUUCGAUAUUUGGGAAGGGUUCUUUUACCGCUCUGUAUAAAAGGAACAACGUUGGUAAACAGCAGUGCUGAAGCUGUUCAUUGGUUUAAGUUAUACUUUGCCCCUGGUUAAUUCUGGCUGCUACACUGCCUUCACUGGAAUUUGUUCACUUGUGUGAUUAUGAAGGCUCGAUUUGGUUAUUUAAUCUAGA
Messenger RNA from Linum tenue, 1771 nucleotides. The record is from the annotation of a GenBank genome assembly. NCBI's taxonomy places the organism in Eukaryota, Viridiplantae, Streptophyta, Magnoliopsida, Malpighiales, Linaceae.